Messenger RNA from Fimicolochytrium jonesii, 1626 nucleotides. RefSeq lists its product as uncharacterized. The transcript is spliced from 5 exons. Bases 149 to 1495 code for a protein of 448 amino acids. Lineage: Eukaryota; Fungi; Chytridiomycota; Chytridiomycetes; Spizellomycetales; Powellomycetaceae. The record is from RefSeq and is a predicted model, not a curated record.
GAGGGGCGGGUCCUUGACGUUUUGUAUAUACACAUGGUACAUGGAAUGGCUGUUGCUCACUUACAGGAUGUCAUCCUUAAACCGGUCCAUGCCAAUGAGCACCACAAAUGUGGAAGAUUGACAGCGGGUCGGAGUUUUCAACGCUCAUAUGCAGUGCCUGCACAUCGUGAAGGCCGUAUACAAGCCUUACAUCGCCAUAACUUGCCCCUCGGCCCUUCACUUCCCAAAUCUGCCUCGGAUCAUCGAGCUCGAUAUCAUGGCGGCCUCAAUAUUCAAAACCCACUUAUCCGUCCCAGUUCCUUUUGACGAAACGGACCGCGUCGGCGCGGAUCCCGCAAUCCCAACAUCCUACCUCAAUUUCAAUGAUCCGGCAGCCCGCACGCCACAUCAGACAGCCGCCAAGCUUGCGUUCCCGGGUUACCCAGCAUCCAACAUCAAUCUUGCCAAGUAUGCCGGGGCCGUAUUGCCGCGCAUCAUGGGGUAUGCAGUGGGACCGACGAAGGAGGUGCGGAGGGAAGAGGAUCAGGGUGAGGAGGGGGAAGCACAUGAAGAGGAGAGGGUUAGGGUAUUGCCGAUUUGGCAUCAUGGGUAUGAUGCGCCAACAGGGGUUUCAGUCUUUACGGCGUCUUUUAAGAAGCCAGCGGCACAUAGUAUCACCGCCGAACGGGAGGAGAAUCGGAAGGCUGCUUUGAAGGAGAGGGCUGGAACCUUCCGCAUUCGCGGCAUCGAGGAGGUUACUUCCCAGGACAUCAGUCGCCGAUCAACGACAACACACACGAUCGCAUUCGGCGGGACCGAAGCAACACGAGCCGGGUUCCCGCACUUCAAUCCAACGCUGGCCGCAGCAACGCAAGCAUCGUACGUGAUAGAUCCUGCGAUCGCACCCCCGGCGGGCGUGGCUGCAAGAACCGCCUUACCGGCCGAGGGCAACGGCGACGAGCAUGAGAAGGACUCAGGGCAUGGUCAUGACGAACGGACCCACCGAGUCCCCAAGGCCUUUAUCGACGGAUUCAGUGAGGACGCACCACAGCACAACCUUCAUCAGCGGCGGUCGCACCAGCCGACAGCGCACGAGCGGCAGCGCCGUCAGCAGCGACGCGUUGGAGCGGGGAAGGGGCCGGGAGCCGGGUCAUUCCAAUACUCAUCCGACAAGCACUACAAGCUGACACAGACUUCCGAGACGCAUGGUGCAUACGAGGGCAACGAUGCGAUUUCGUUUGCCCGGGUCAGUCGAUUUGUGCCACGGGGUGAGGAGCAUGUGGUGGGCGGCGACGGGAUGCGUUGGGCAGGUUCGCGCGGCGAGGGGUCUGGGGUGUGUACAUGGGCAGAUGAAGUCGGGGCAGGUCGGCGUCGUUGGCGAGGAAAGAAUGAGCAGCAAGAUGUGGAUGAUCUGGGUCACAGACGAAUGACGAGGAAGGAGGCUAUGGACGCCCGCCAAGCAAUAAUCAGGGAUGGUGUGCGUGGCGGGUUGGGAAUAGGCAUUGCGGGGAAGUAAGGCUUGGGGCUGCCGAGAAGUAGGAAAUAGGUGAAUUCAUCUGUGUUGGGACGAAGAAUGCCACAACGGUUUUUGAAACGCUGCUGAUGGAGGCGUCAGGCCCUAGUUGCGUAGUCACGAGACUGUGUUUU